Molecule: messenger RNA, 1395 nt
Organism: Neltuma alba
Lineage: Eukaryota; Viridiplantae; Streptophyta; Magnoliopsida; Fabales; Fabaceae
Product: fatty alcohol:caffeoyl-CoA acyltransferase
Exons: 1
Coding region: 1-1395 (464 amino acids)
Molecular function (GO): acyltransferase activity, transferring groups other than amino-acyl groups
Source: RefSeq, a predicted model, not a curated record
AUGGCUCAUCCAUGGGUUCAGGAGAUGCAUCUUCGUCGCUUGAACAUUUCUGUCACUGUUGAUAACAUGUUUUUAGUUACCCCAUCAAAGCCUAUCGAUGCUAAACCAGGAGAGAGUCUAUAUCUUUCCAACCUCGAUGACAUGAUUGGGGCUCGCGUUUUUACACCCACAGUGUACUUCUAUCAAACAAAUGAACCGCAUUAUUAUGAAGAAAACCAAAAGCCUCUCAUUAAAACCCUGCGUGAUGCUCUUGCUGAUGUUCUGGUCCCUUAUUACCCUCUUUCAGGCAGGCUUCGAGAGACAAAGAAUGGGAAACUUGAAGUGUUCUUCGGAUCAAAUCAAGGGGCACUCAUGGUGGAGGCACAUUCUGGAACUACAUUAUCUGAACUAGGAGAUCUUACAGCACCAAACCCAGAUUGGGAACCCUUGAUCUUCAAGUUUCCCAAUGAAGAACCAUACAAAGUACUUGACAUGCCGUUGCUUAUUGCACAAGUAACCAUUUUCCGUUGUGGUGGCUUUAGCCUUGGCUUGAGACUCUGCCACUGUAUCUGUGACGGCUUAGGAGCCAUGCAGUUCCUAAGUGCAUGGGCUGCCACUGCAAGAACUGGGACCCUCAUAACAGACCCUAAGCCAUGUUGGGAUAGAGAAAUGUUUCGACCUCGGAGUCCACCCGUAGUGAAGUUUCCCCACAUGGAAUUUAUGAGAAUUGAAGAACGUUCCAGCCUCACAAUGAAAUUAUGGCAAAGCAAGCCUGUUCAAAAGUGUAUUAGGAUUAGCAAGGAGUUCCAGACCUGGCUCAAGGCUAUGGCCCAACCAUUUGAUCUUGUAGGCUGCACCACUUUUGAUGCCAUGGCUGCUCAUAUUUGGAGAUCAUGGGUACAAGCCCUUGAUGUGAAACCACUUGAUUAUCAACUUAGGCUAACAUUUUCAGUCAAUGCAAGGCAGAAACUAAGGAACCCGCCAUUGAAAGAUGGGUUCUAUGGCAAUGUGGUGUGUGUGGCUUGUGCAACGAGCACUGUGUCUGAUCUGGUUCAUGGACAACUCCCUGAAACAACUUGUUUGGUUCGUGAAGCAAGAAAAGGCGUCUCUGAAGAGUAUUUAAGAUCUACAGUGGAUUAUAUUGAGGUGGAUAGACCAAAGCAACUUGAGUUUGGUGGUAAACUGACUAUAACUCAGUGGACAAGAUUCUCUAUAUAUAAAUCUGCAGACUUUGGGUGGGGAAAGCCACUUUAUGCUGGUCCCAUAGAUUUGACACCUACCCCACAAGUUUGUGUGUUUUUACCUGAAGGGAACGGUGAUUGUUCCAAUGGUUCUAUUAUAGUGUGCAUAUGCUUGCCUGAAUCUGCUGUUCAAAGGUUUCUGCAAGCUUUGCUGCCAAAUUCUGAGUUGACUUGA